Molecule: messenger RNA, 408 nt
Organism: Strongylus vulgaris
Lineage: Eukaryota; Metazoa; Nematoda; Chromadorea; Rhabditida; Strongylidae
Source: the annotation of a GenBank genome assembly
AUGUUUGAGGAGGAAGAGGUAGCUGAGUCAUGGAUCGUGUGGAUCAUCUGCGCUGUUGCUUCAGCUUACUUUCUUUCUAUGGCUUGCAAAAACCAAAAGAGAUUGCUGAAGCAUCAGAUCGUAAUGAAGCGCGGCUCUGCAGUUGACAGAGAAAUUAAUCAGAAGUAUGCAAAUGACAAGAAGAUGAGCACCAAGGAGAAGGAGGAGCGCGCUCUUUUCCGCAAGAACGAGGUUGCCGAUUCCGAAGCCACCUACUUAUCGAUUUUCUUCACAAACGUCUUGUUCCUUUCGAUAAUGUUGUUCCUAGCCUUCUUCCUUCUUGCAAAUCUCACGCCUAUUUUCAAUUCUCUUCUCUCUGUCAUUGGCGCCGCUGGACUCGUAGCUUUCCUGUCUACCGCAAAAAACUAG